AUGCACCCCUCCCCUGAGCCUCUCCCCUCAAAAAUCAUCUCCAUGAAGAGGUUGUACAUUGCUUCCCUUCUGGGAGCCCUGGUACUGUACUCGUGCAUGGUUGAGUUGGCCAUUUGUUCCUCAAAUAUCACUGAUCAGUCGGCUCUCCUCUCCUUCAAGUCCCAUAUCACUCAAGAUCCCAACAUUAAGUUAGGUAACUGGACAACAGAAACCAACUUCUGUGACUGGGAGGGGGUUUCAUGUAGUCGACGUAGGCAAAGAGUCACGGCCUUGAGCCUUGGCAACAUGGGUCUCGCAGGCUCCAUAUCUCCUUAUAUCGGUAACCUUUCUUUCCUUAAAGUGCUCGAUCUAGGCAACAACAGCUUCGAUGGUCCUCUGAUAAAUGAAAUUGGUCGUUUGCAUCGCUUGACAGAUCUCAUAUUGCAUAAAAAUAACUUGCAAGGAGGCAUUCCACUGGAUUUAUACCAGUGUCGAAAGCUUCAAGUCAUAGUUCUUGCUGUCAAUAACUUUACUGGUGGCAUUCCAGAAGAGUUGAGUAGCUUAUCCUUUCUGCGUACCCUUUUACUCGAAAAAAAUAACCUUACAGGUAGGAUUCCACCUUCCUUUGGAAAUAUUUCAAGCUUGGAAAGUUUCGGGCUAGGAGGUAAUAACAUUCAUGGAAGCAUUCCAAUUGAAUUAGCACAACUUCCAAAUCUGAAGGCAUUUGACUUGACCUCCAAUCAUCUCACAGGUCCUGUUCCAUCUUCGAUUUAUAAUCAUUCAUCGUUGCGGUACUUGUCCCUUGCUGAUAAUCAACUCACUGGUCCAAUCCAAGAAUUCACAAAUAGUAUAUUGGAUGUCAUUGAUUUGAGCAAGAAUGAUCUACAUGGCCCCAUUCCACCACUUUCAACCGCUCACAGUUUCAUCUCGCAUAACAAAUUCACUGGAGAGAUCCCUUUGGCUAUUUGCAACAUGAGUUCCCCUAUAAUUCUUGAUUUGUCGCAUAACAGCUUGAAUGGUGUAAUUCCAGAGUGCUUCGGAAACUUUAGCAAUGUACUCAGGGUGUUAGAUCUUGGGAUGAAUAACUUCCGUGGAAACAUUCCUGUCACAAUUGCAAAGCGAAACAAGUUGAAACAUUUUCCCGCAAACUCUCUUGAGGUUCUUAAUUUGUCUCAUAAUAACCUGAGUGGUGUAAUUCCAGAUUGUUUGGGGAAUUUCAGCAAUGCACUCAUGAGGGAAACCAAUUGA
Messenger RNA from Camellia sinensis, 1227 nucleotides. The record is from RefSeq and is a predicted model, not a curated record. NCBI's taxonomy places the organism in Eukaryota, Viridiplantae, Streptophyta, Magnoliopsida, Ericales, Theaceae.